Lontra canadensis (Northern American river otter) is the source of this 3365-nucleotide messenger RNA. RefSeq names its product maestro heat like repeat family member 8 (gene MROH8). The record is from RefSeq and is a predicted model, not a curated record. The transcript has 18 exons. Gene Ontology annotation, cellular component: cytoplasm. The coding region runs from base 1 to 2430 and encodes 809 amino acids. Lineage: Eukaryota; Metazoa; Chordata; Mammalia; Carnivora; Mustelidae.
AUGCCCCUGCCCCACAGGGGAAAAGGCUCCCGCGUGGCCGGCUCCCGAGUGGCGAGCACUAGCCUCCCGCGGGCUACGGCCCACUCGCCAAGGCGUGCCGGCCGCGGGGCCCCGUCGUCGAGCCAUGCACAACGCCUCACCCGGCGACGCCAUUCCUCGGAGCAGGUCCCACCACCAGGGCCCGAGCCGCAGGCUGACUUCCGCUCGGGGAAGUGGCUCCAAGAGCGCGCCGGAGGGGACGCCAGGGACUCGCGGCAGGCUGCGCGUGCUGGGAUGGGAUCUAGGCACAGGAUCUGUAGUCAGGAAGAAGUAGUGAUCCCUUGUGCUUCUGACAAUGAUUCAGGAAGUGUGGAUUUGCAGCUGAGCAACUUAGAGGAUAUUAGAAAAGAUCCAAGUAGCCUUGAACUUACAGACUCCGACAUCUCUGACAUUGCUGGACUGUCUCGGGAUUCGCUCACAGGUAGCUUCAGGCACCUGACCCAAAAGGGCGCCCUCAGUGAGGCCGUUGUUGAGAGGCUAAUCCGAUCUAUCCAGGAGGUUUUUGAUGGUGAGCUACAGAGUGAACUUGAGAAGCUGGCAUUCCUACAAUCUUUGUCUUCUCUCAGCCGAACUUUACCUUACGAUGAAACCACAGAAUCAUUCAUUCACAACCACAUAGCAGACAUUGUGCGUAUCCUAAAUAUGCUGGUAGAAGAGGAGCCUGUGCAUUCUCUCUUCAGCUCCGUGCGCCAGGAGGUCUUUGUCACCAUCGCUGACCUCAGUUACCAAGAUGUCCACUUGCUAUUUGGCUCUGAAGAUCGAGCUGAUUUGUUCAGUCUUAUUACGAGAAGUAUAAUCGCUCUGCCCUCUGUAACAACUCUUAUCCAGCUGCAGGAAAUCAUGCCAAGUGGGUCCUACAACACAGAGUGUCUCUACAGGCAGACAUUUCAAGCAUUCUCUGAGAUGCUCCAGAGUUUGGUAGUAAAAGACCCACAUCUGGAAAACCUUGACACCAUUUUUAAGCAAAUGGACCCCUGGUUACAAUCAGCCAAAGACCAUGAGCGGGAAAGGGCCACAGCCAGCAUGGCGCAAGUUCUAAAGUGCUUAUCCGGACACCUCAGCCUGAAGCUUCCACUGCGAUUCCAAAGGCUUGGGCACCUAGUGGCUCUGAUGGCCCUACUGUGCGGGGACCCAGUGAAGCAGGUAGCUGAGGAGGCCGCAGAGGGCACGCACUACCUGCUGCGUAUCACCCUGAGGCUGAAGUAUGUCAGUUAUGAGAAGAAAAAUCACCCAAGCUUGAGAAGAGCAAUGAAAAAAUGUCGAGAACUCCUCGAACUCUACAGUAUUAAACAGUUCUACAGUUGUCCCUUCAAAAUUGCCCAGGUCUUCGAAGUUUUUCUCAAUUCCAGUGAGCUCUGCCAGUUUGUAAUGACUACAUUGGAUAGCCUCGAAAAUCUGAAGCAUCCCUGCACCCAGCAAUCAGCAGGAGAAUUGCUGAUAACGUUGGUAAAAAAUGCGGAAUCCCGCUUUGAGAAGGUGCCAGAAAUUAUGGGAGUGAUCUGUGCCCGGCUCUCCAUAAUCAGCCAGCCUAGAGUCCGACGACAAAUCAUAAAUACUGUGAGUUUGUUUAUCUCCAGGCCCAAGUACACAGAUACAGUGAUCAGCCACCUUCUGUGUCAUCCAGUACCAUAUGACAGGCAUCUGUCUGAGGUGUGGAGAACUCUGGAGGUGGAACUGCCCAGCACUACCUGGAUUCUGUGGAGACUUCUGAGGAAGCUACAGAAAUGCCAUAAUGCGCCCACCCAAGAGAAGAUGGCCUAUGUGGCUGUUGCUGCAACAGAUGCCCUUUAUGAGGUGUUUGUGGGGAACAGGCUCCGAGCAGCUACAUUCCGACUCUUUCCUCAGCUUCUCAUGACACUGCUCAUCCAGAUACACCACAGCAUCGGUCUCACCAUGUCUGAUGUCGCCAUCCCAAGUGGCCUGUACUCGGAACAGGAAAUGUCUUCAGAGGUCACCCCUUUGUGCUUCGCCAUACAAGCUACAAAGACUCUCCUCCUCAGAACGUUGUGCUGGCAGGAAUUCAACAUCAUGGAAAAGAAUAAAGGAUGGACCCUCCUGGAAGGAAAAGAGUGCCAUCUUCAGGGAGUAUCUCUCCUUGCCAAUGCAUUGCUGGAAAGAAAUCACCUCCUUGCACAUAAAGUCAUGUACUUGUUGGUCCCUCUUCUUAACCGAGGGAAUGAUAAACAUAAAAUCACAUCUGCAGGAUUUUUUGUGGAGCUUCUCCAGAGUCCAGUGGCUAGGAGACUACCCAGCAUAUACUCUGUCGUCCGCUUGAAAGACUGGCUACAUCACGGAAAUAACGUCUUCAAAUUUCUUGCCCUAAAGGGACUGCGCUAUCUUAUCAAACACCAGGAGAUGGUGGUACCCUCACUGUCAUCACAGCCUGGGUGACAUACAGGUAUCCUUUUAUGUCUUGUACCGUGUUCCCCUAAGGAGUACAUUGGACAGACCGUGAUAUCUGCUCCCAGGAUAUUUAUCAUCUAAACAAGGAUUGCUGACAUUCAUGUUGAAAGAGAGCUCAUUGUCUACAGACCUAGCUAGAAACCAGGCCUGGAUCAGAAGGAAAAAUCAAUACCUGGGCCUUCAAUUUUAUCACUUGAGUUCUAUUUUUUUAAAUAUUUAAGUAUGUAUCUAUAUCUGAAACAAAGAUGACAGAUGCUAGCGUGUUAAUUCUGGUUGUUUGGAUACAUGAAUAUUUGUUGCCUUAUUCUAUUUACUUUUUACAUGUGUGUUUUAAACUGUAAAACUCUGAAAUUGCUUCCUUUUGGGAAUUUGAGAAGAACAGAAUCCCAAUUCAGGAUGGGGAGGACCCUUAACAGUCCUCCAUCUCUGCCGGAAUUCCUCCAAGGAAUCUUAUUGCCUCUGGAUACAUUCCAUAUUAGAGAACUCACUAUGACCUGAUCUAGCCAUUCCACUUUCCUCUCAUAGGAAGCAAUUUCUUACAUUAAUCCUAAAUCUGUUACUGGCCAUCCCCACUGGGUCCCACUUCUGACCAAUGAGGCAACUUAUAAUAGCUCUUCCCCCUUCUCUAUGUAUCAGCCCUGCCAAUACUGAGAGGGCAGUCAUGGCCUCUGAUUACUUUUCUGCUCUCAACUAGCCAGUGCUACCAAUUCAACAAGCACCAGGUACUGAGUAAAGGUGGGGAGCCCUACUUUGCUAUCAGAUGAAGUGCUCUCAGGAGGGUGAUGGUGCACUCCCUUUGGACACACAGAGGGAAGGCAUCAAGAGUCUGUUGCCGUGCAUCUUAGAUCUCUUAUGUGAAACCGAUGAGAAGAUUGUUUUGUUGGCCAUCCAGAUACUCCUACAACUCGUUGGAACAAUGGAUU